Molecule: messenger RNA, 2832 nt
Organism: Fusarium redolens
Lineage: Eukaryota; Fungi; Ascomycota; Sordariomycetes; Hypocreales; Nectriaceae
Exons: 5
Coding region: 1-2832 (943 amino acids)
Source: RefSeq, a predicted model, not a curated record
AUGAAGAUUGAGUCGAUUUUAAAUCAGUUCAGCGACCUAGACACGGAAGCGAGAGAUAGUCGGGAAAGCCCACAACCUUUCAAUGAGCAGAGGGAACAAAGAGGCCCAUCAUUUUCACUGCCGACUCCGUCACCCGACUCCGCUCAGUCCAGGACACCUAGUGUGCGAUCCGAUAGUCGAACUCGUACGCCUUGGGAUGCUGGUGGCUAUUCUCUGCCGAGGGAUACUGGCCCAAAGAACUCCUCACGACCUCCUUUCGCGCCGGUGACUUGGGAGGAGCAGCAAAAAUCUGUGAGACGGCAGAAUGUAUCCAAUUACCACUCCAGACAAGUAUCAAUGGAUACACCAGCCAGCAUAAAUCUCCCCGGUUCCACAGGAUCAUAUGCGUUACCAGUCCGCCACAACGAGCGCCGUGCUUCUCAGCACAUAAGAAGAUUCUCAUCGGUAUCUACCAUCAACGGGAGCAAUGUCAUAGGCUCUGGCAUCGCUGACUUGGAAGCGAAACUGGAACGCCUUCCGAGGAUAACAGCGCCUCUCCAUCCAGUAACAGUCGGUUUAUCUGUGAAGUCGGACAUCCGUCAGCCUACCAAUGGUGUUGGAUCGUUGUACUCGGGUAGUCCAUCUGACGCGAUUCUAGAGGCGAGGAUGAUGAGAAGAAAGCAUAACCACUUAUCAGAAGAUCAAACGAAUAUACUGACUCCAUUCCUUUUGUUCAGCUAUUUGAAGCCAAAAGAUCACUUUCUGAAUUCGUUAGAUCGCGUUCAUAAGCGAACCAUCUCGGCACCAAACCCCGCCCAGGGCUCUGGUCAUUCUUUUCCUCAAGCACCAACUUCUCUGCCACGCCUUACGUCCCGGCACCUCGAUCUUCCAACACAACUGUCACCACAGAUCAACACAACUCAAGAGCGUCUUGUUAUUGAGAAGUAUCCCUGGAUCAAUACGGGAGAGAGCUCCCCUGCCCCUAGUAGCACAUCAACAAAAUCGCCCUUUGAACCCCAGGAGACUGCGAGGAUGCAGUCCGACGGGACUCUCUCAGGUGCAACUGGGCAGACAGCGUCCUAUGCCAACCCAAAUGACCGUGUUAUUGCGGCAUGCCGUACCCUUGGAAAUGUAGCUGUCAACAGUCCCCUCCAGGGUGGUGAUAUUUGCAUGGCAGUCCCUAACUGUACCACUGAGUCAGUUCCUCGCAAGGUCAUCUCUCAUCUCUUUGGUCGUAACAAGGUCUGCACUCGUCGCAUCCCGGAGCGUGUCUGGGUUUGCAUGUGUCGCAAGCACUACCAGAGGAUUCGCUACCGAACUGGUGCUGAAUUCAGCUCGACUCAAAUCGAAAUGGUGUACGAGCAGAUCGUCCGAAUGAUAUUCUGGAGCCGAGGAUUGGAGAAUGUCAACAGAACUAAUCAGGAGGGCAUCACCAUCCGGUCCUGGACAUUCUCGAUUCGAAGGCGUGAGGUUAAGCGCCUGGCGGAUACGAACAGUCGAGAUCUCAUCCCUCGCUGGAUCACGCAGAGCCUUGGUGAAGGCAAGACGCACGACGAGAUCCUCGAUGUUGUCGAACGUCUUCGCCAGGAGAUUCAACACGGGGGCCUCAAGGAAGUCCCUCCUGUCGAGUUCCUCCCAGAGGUUGCCGAUGCUUUCGCAAACCCGCCUGCUCAAGUCCAGGGCCACGACACAUCGGCCAGCAGCCAAUCCGGCCGUUCGCUGAUGGCUGGGGAGGCAGUUCCAUCCCCCCUCUCAUUCGUCAAGGAAUCUUCGCCCCUCGAACCGGUACAAGAAGAGGGAUCUAUGAGCGAGCAUAGUAGCCAGCAAUCAUCUUCGUCGCCCACGCCUCCCGCUGUUUACAACGGAUCUCGACCUGUUCAUCACUCCAGAUCGUAUACCGACGAUAUGUCCAACCGGACUGCCCCCUACGCAUUCGGUUCUCGGUCUCCUCUAGCGAACUCUGGCACCGGGCCAGGCACUGAUCGACAACCCAGUCUUGGGUACUAUGACAGUCAGAACCCAACAACACCUUCAAUGAGCUAUUCCAGUAUUAAUCGUCAGAUGCAGGCGCCAAUGACCGAUCACCGAGGUUCCUGCGAUAACGCUCCUUACUACCAACAGACUUAUAGCGGCGAUCACCACUAUGACCCAAAUGGAUUCGUACUGACUGAUAGAAACCCCUCGACCCAUACCGCUGCUAUGUCAAUGGUGGCCAGAGCGGACCGGAUGUACAGCACCGCAGGUCAUGCUGCUCAAGACAGCCGAGACAACCACCACUUCCUUGCGUCGACAGUCAAUUCUCAACUCACGCUCGCCCCCCUCAAUUAUCCCCCCUACGGGAUUGUUCCUUUUCAAGCUCAAGGAGCUGUUUACUCGUAUCAAGUUCCAACAGAACGUCAUUCUCAGCUUAAAAUGAGCGGCGUAGACACCUCGCUGCAUACCUCGAUGGCAGACGAGCGCCCGUACUCUGAUGCUCCGCGUCCACAAACCCACCAGCCCUACUGGUUUUCUGCCGAGACGGGGUCGAACACCAGGAUCGGCCGCUCUACGAACCAAUACCAGCAGCACACAUUGGCUUCCGUUGACCAAACUAGCCUCCGUUCCUCGCGCCAGUGCCCCAAAGAAGAAAUUCCAGAGUAUGGCGGUGCUGAUCUGGUCACUGAUGAAGGUGUUCCGAUCACGCACCCAGCCGUGGCCUCCCGUUCAAGAUACCAACACGGCUAUGCAUCCAUGACUAAGUUCGACGACACUCUCGCUCGAGGCAAUUACCAGGCCUAUCAGCACAACCUUUCAACCAACGGAGUUGAAGAGAACUUCCACAGUGAUCGAGCUUCAGACAGCAAUCACCAGUAA